AACUUGUAUUCGGAUUUACUGUACUUGAAUUCUGAAAGCUUUGCUUACAAGCAUUUUCCUGUUCGAUUCGGCGACAGACGCGCAAUCAUGCGAACCUCCCGGGCGCUCGUAGUUGAACAGGGAUUGCACACUACCAGUAUCUCAUACACCUCAGUGCACCGAGCGCACAAGGUCCCAGCGACUUGUCACGUAGGGUUUGCCAUGAUGCGCCCUCGCAUGGCUGUGUCUGCGGAGUCGUAUGGGCCCAGCACGAGCGGCACCAUGGCUUCGCUUGUAUGCAACCAUGCUGCCAGACGAAACAUGCGAAACGUGGUAGCAGCCGCUUCACCAGCUGGCCAACUUCAGCGUCCGGGCUCAAUGGGCAAAGUAGGCGUAGUCAUCGUGGACCAUGGUUCGCGCAAAAAGGUCUCCAACGAAAUGUUGGUUGAGUUCGGGCAGCUGUACGGCAAGCUAACCGGCGAGGAGAUCGUUGAAAUUGCGCACAUGGAGAUCGCGAGUCCCACCAUCGAGGAAGCAGUGGGUCGCUGUGCGGCUCGCGGCGCCAGCACCGUAGUGGUCGCACCGUACUUCCUGUCCCGCGGCCGACACAUCCAACAGGACAUUCCCGCGCUGGUGGCGGAGGCGGCGACUCGUCACCCGGGCCUUACCUGCGUCAUUGCGGAACCCAUAGGCAUUGAUCCGCUCAUGGUUCAGCUGAUCAGCAAUCGGGUGGCAUCGGCAAUACAAGGAUUGAUGAAGGCGGAGGACGAAGAUGGCAAGCAGGCUGGCGGAGCGGUAGCACCGGCAACAACGGAUGCGUAGUUGUAUGCAGUAUGCAUGGAAGCGAGGAAGCUGGGUGGUUGAUAAGCACAGGCCAAGUGCGUAACGAGAGGCUCUGACCCAUGGGUCACAAGGGGCAGCGCGAGGAGGCAGAGCGAUGAUGCAGCACUGGCUCCUUCCCACAAGUUUGUGUUGGUCGCUGUUGCCGCGAUAAAAGGGGAGCG
Molecule: messenger RNA, 983 nt
Organism: Astrephomene gubernaculifera
Lineage: Eukaryota; Viridiplantae; Chlorophyta; Chlorophyceae; Chlamydomonadales; Astrephomenaceae
Source: the annotation of a GenBank genome assembly